This is a messenger RNA of Talaromyces atroroseus, 2901 nucleotides long. RefSeq lists its product as hypothetical. NCBI's taxonomy places the organism in Eukaryota, Fungi, Ascomycota, Eurotiomycetes, Eurotiales, Trichocomaceae. The transcript has 10 exons. Gene Ontology annotation, cellular component: nucleus. The record is from RefSeq and is a predicted model, not a curated record. The coding region runs from base 1 to 2901 and encodes 966 amino acids.
AUGACCAAAGUAAUGUUCCAUAGCGUCGGGGAAGAGAUAGGCGAGGUUCUGGGCAAAAUCUUCCACGAGGCGAAGAUCUACGCCAAGUUUGCAGAUUUCUCUGCUGGAAAGCCGACGGAGGGCAGCCGCCUUGACAGCCGGCUGAAACCAGAUAUUGUUAUUCUGGGGACGGCACGGAGAGAGAUCCGUGCCGUAGGCGAGCUCAAAACAGAAUGGGCUUUCGAGCCUCGAGAGGGCGAAACGAACCGCGCGUUCCUGAUCAGGAAGUUUGGGCAAGUCGCAAGGUACAUGGACGAUUUGAAAUGUACCUACGGAUUUCUCACGACUUACAAGGAGACAUUCUUCUUGAAAAGGCGUGACAAGGAUACCUUUUUGGCCACCUUCAAGCCAAUUAGGGCGAGCAAGGUAGCCAUGGCGUCAAACAGUAGUGACAUGGCCUCCUUGUCACUACUGGAAUGCAUGGCAUUCCUCUUGUUUCAAAGCCUUUCUCCAGAAGCGAGAUUCGAGACUGUCAAGGGGCUGAAGUUGACGAAUGUCGUGGGAAGGGACCGUAGAAGACGGGGAUCGCGGCAAGCACCAGCGAACAAAAAGCAGAACAACAACAAAGCGGCGCAACGGCCAGCUCUCGUCGUGCGAGCCCUGCCGCAAGUCCAAGCUGCGCUGCGACCAUGCCACGCCCGUCUGCGGCCGAUGCGUCCAGAGGCGCCAGCGCAGUUCAUGCAUCUACCAUCCAGCGCCGAUGACGCAGCCGCGCGACAAAGCGGCGUUGAGGAAGAGGAGGAAACGGGAGCCGUCUAUCCUGACGGAGAAGGGGAUCAUAGGGCCAGCAAGACCGACGACGACCAGAGCCAUGCGCCGGUGACACCGGGCUCUGAGCCUUCAUCGGAGUUGAAAAGGUCUCUGUUCUACUCAACCGGCUUUCUGGGUCCCUCUAGUUUCUGGGCUGCGUUCGAUGAGUCUGAUGACAGCCGAACUACUGGUGCUGCUGCUACUACAAUAUACCCAACCCCUACGCAGUCUUCCGGACGCGCUGAUUCCCCUUCUAUGAGCGAGACUAUGGAUGACUCCAACACUCCAGAUAUGGACCAGAUCGAGUGCGGGGCACGAAUUCUCGUUUUAUUGGAAGAUCUAGCGCUAUAUCACAAAGUAGUCCAGCACCGGUUCGGCAUCAUGGAACCGUUGAUUUUCGGCGAGAGACUAGCAAACGAGAUGUUUGCGGGGCUUUACUCGUUGCGCCAGCAGUGGCGACAGGGCAACAAACUGUCCCAAAGCAAGCUGUUGGCAUGGUCGGAGAGGCUGUUUGAGAACAGUGCCAAACGCAUCACGACCCACAAAUCCAUGAGCAUAGCUGAAUACUUCACCUCUAUUGCUCCGAGAUGGGAAUCCGUCGGGUUGGUCUUUUCGUUGGUGGCGGUUACAGCACUGAUAAUUCCCGAGGGGCACGAGGUGCUUCGAUUGGAUGAUGGGUCGGUCGUGGACGUGCAAAAACUCAUAAGACUUACCGAUGAGGUUUCGGAAAUUUGUCUGGGCUUCUGCGAGAGCGUUAGGACUUUGAGUGAUCCCCUUUUCUGGCUCCUUCUUCAGCGCGCAAUAUUACUUGGAGAGAUACACGGUGAUAGCGAUUAUCGGCCUUGGAAAAAGCUGGGAGAUUUAUCCACUUUGAUCUUCUCCCUGGGCUUACAUUGUCCCAAGCAAGACUCGUCUACGCCUUUGUUUCUCGAACAGAUUCGCUUACGGGCAAUGGCAGGUUCUUUCUCCAUAGACAAGCAACUGGCGACUCUCCUUGGCCGACCUCCGAGGAUCUCAUGGCAGUACUGCGACCUCCAGUACCCGCUUGAUCUGUCCUUUGAUGAAGUAUGCGCUAUAUCCGAGGGUCAAGACGAUUUAGCACGAAAGAUAGGCCCGGACGGCUGGAAUCUUGAAGGAAAAAUUAACUCGGGCACUCGAGAGAAAAUCCUUGCCCUGUCGCUUUCUCCUCAUUCUGGGGAUCUACUUCAGAGAAUCUCAGCCACACGCGCUGAGUACGACCAAAUACGCGAAAACCUGCCGCCAAAAUUGCAAUGGAGACGCUCGUUACUCAUGGACAGGAACGAUGCAUGCUGUGAGGCCAGUGCAUAUGUAGUGGAAAAUCUACAUCUCGAGUUCCUGCACAACGACUUCAUCCUCUAUUCUGUCCUCGUGAGGCGAACUGGCAAGUACAAAGAGAAGUUUAUCAAAGCAGCGCAAGAAAUGCUGAGCAAGUUAAUCCUGCUUGUCUCGACGCGGCGUUCUCCUUCCUGGCAAAUCUCUUGUUCGUCGUCGGUUCUUUGUUACGUCGGACUUCCGUGUGCUGGUGUGCUCGCGCAAGAACUCUUCCGACGCUCUCAGACACGACACCACACAACAACAACAUCAUCAUCAUCAACAAACUCCAAAACACCCUUUCCACGCUCCGAAAUAAUCCAAAAUCUAAGCGUAUUCGCAUCCCAAUUAGAAACCAGCCUAGACAGCAGAGACGGCAACUUCGCAAUUGCGCAGAGGGGGCUUGACGCCAUUCGAAAUAUACUAGAUCGCGUGCUCUCUGCAGAUGAGGAUAACAGCGAUAUCAAUGUAAGACAUAAUAACAAUCAUGUUGCUGCGUCUCCGCCUCUUUCUCCUCCUCCUCCGCCGCCGCCACCGCCUCGUUUUCCUUCUCCGCUUCCUCCCGACUCGUUGUUAUGCGACCAAGGACAGCAGCAGCAGCAGCAAUCGGGCAUACCGGGGUCAUCAAUUGAUGUCCCUCAAACUGCUGCAUCCAUGGAAUCUGGUGAAAGUGCCGGCGCAGGAUACCCUUUGGACGACAAUGGGAUACUUUCUCUAGACCUUAUGGCGUGGCUUGACAAUUUUGACUGGGCGCAGGAAUCUCUUCUGAAUUACAGCUGA